Messenger RNA from Blumeria graminis f. sp. triticale, 1776 nucleotides. The record is from the annotation of a GenBank genome assembly. NCBI's taxonomy places the organism in Eukaryota, Fungi, Ascomycota, Leotiomycetes, Helotiales, Erysiphaceae.
CACGCUGGCUGGCAUUCGCCAAGCCUGCACGCCAAUACUGCAGUGUCUUUGGUCGAACUAUAUCCAACUUGCAUUAAAGACACGAGAUUCGCACCAUCAACCCUCUCGACAGUCACAAUCGCGCUAAAGCAAAUCAUGGCAUCAGCUACAAAGGAGUGCUUGAAAAUUAAGCGCUCUACCCAAACCAGAAAUUCGUUUACCCAAAAAGGAGGGUUAAGAACUUUUCAUAUUUGUUUCCAUUACCGAAUCUCCAACGCUGAUGGUUUUCACUCGGCCAACUCGACCGCGCCCCGAACUUGUGCAGAUUAUGGCUUACUAUGCCGACGUGAAGCUCUCGGUCUGAGAAAGCUAGCGAAAAAAAGUAGAACUUACGCGACGGAUAGACCUGAGAAUCGUGGUCCGAUCGCCGAAUACGACUCACGUAUUGCAGCUGGUCGUCUAUGUAACGAUGAACAUCAAAGAGAUAUCAUCCGGAAUCUUCAACGUUUACACCAAGAUCUCCGUUCCUUUAACGCCCCCCCAAUCCCUGCCCGCUACGACAUAUUAGCGAAUACAAAAGUCAAGCGCUCGUCUAUUUUUGAAAGGAUAUUUGGUGGCUCAUCAGCACGGAGAACAGGCUCUUCAGAAAUACCGGAAAAUGUUCCCCGCGGUCUUUAUCUCUAUGGUGAUGUAGGGAGCGGUAAGACUAUGCUGAUGGACUUACUGUACGAAACACUGCCAAAAAAUGUGACUUCAAAGCUUCGAGUGCAUUUCCAUAACUUCAUGCAAGACGUUCACAAACGACUCCACAACCUCAAGAUAGAACAUGGAACUGAUAUUGACGGUGUUCCCCUAAUCGCAGCCGAUAUCGCGGUAAAGGCGAAUGUGCUAUGCUUUGAUGAGUUCCAAUGUACUGACGUAGCUGACGCAAUGAUCUUGAGACGCUUCAUAGAAGCUUUAAUGUCAUUUGGGGUUGUGCUGAUCACGACUUCAAACCGUCACCCCGACGAUCUUUACCUAAACGGAAUUCAACGCGAAUCUUUUAUACCAUGCAUUCAACUUCUUAAGGGUCGCCUCGACGUCAUCAAUCUCGAUUCUACCAUAGACUAUCGAAAACUCCCUCGCCCAACUUCUGGAGUAUAUUACUCACCACUAGGUGCAUCUGCUGCUGCUCACGCUGAAAAAUGGUUCAAAUACCUAGGCGAUACUAGCCUUCACAGCCCUAAAUCUGAAGUGCUAACAGUUUGGGGUCGUGACAUUGUAGUCCCCAAAGUUAGCGGUAAAGCCGCCAUGUUUACCUUUGAUGACCUGAUUGGUCGUCCUAAAAGUGCUGCCGACUACAUUGAGCUCACAAAGCACUACGAUGCCUUUGUACUGACUAAUAUUCCAAUGAUGUCGCACAGAGAACGGGACCUAGCACGGCGCUUCAUAACGUUUAUUGAUGCUGUUUAUGAAGCCAGAUGCAAAUUAGUUUUAACAAGCGCUGUUCAUGUCGAUCGACUAUUCGUCUCUAAAGAAGAGGCAGCUGAAAGCCGUCUAAUUACGGGCAAGUGUAGCAAGAAUCUAAAAGAAGGAAGAGAUUUGAGUGAUGAUAUGAGGAAUCUAAUGGACGAUCUAGGAAUGAGUCCUAAGGCAGUGAAAAAUAGCAAUAUUUUUAGUGGCGACGAAGAGCAAUUUGCUUUUGCACGAGCACUAAGCAGACUUAGUGAAAUGGGCAGCCGCGAGUGGAUACAAAGAGAAUCGGAUGAUUCCAGAAUUUUAAAAUCAUCUAAUGAUGUCGCAGGAGUUACUUUAUAG